Messenger RNA from Neurospora tetraspora, 1191 nucleotides. RefSeq lists its product as uncharacterized. Lineage: Eukaryota; Fungi; Ascomycota; Sordariomycetes; Sordariales; Sordariaceae. The coding region runs from base 1 to 1191 and encodes 396 amino acids. The transcript has 5 exons. The record is from RefSeq and is a predicted model, not a curated record. Gene Ontology annotation, molecular function: oxidoreductase activity.
AUGCACAUCCCUUCAGCGCUCUGGUUGACGGCGGCCCUCUCGGUGCCCGUGUCGGCCUUGAAUCUCCCCUCAUGGGGACAAAAGGCCAUUGACACUGGUGUGGCUCUUCAAGGCCUCAACGCAAUGGCUUCUAGGAAUGCCUAUCAAAGGUUCAAUGGCAAGUGCAACAGGAAGAAUGUCAAGGUCAGAAAGGAAUGGCGCAACCUUUCCAAAUCUGAGAGACGCGAUUACAUCAAAGCCUUCAAGUGUCUUUUGGAGAGUCCCAGUAGUCUUCCGGCAGGCGAAGCUCCCGGUGCUGUCUCUGCUUUUGACGACUUGAUCUACCUUCACUUGAACGUGACACCCAUCAUCCAUUGGUCGGGUCUCUUUCUUCCCUGGCACCGCUACUACCUUCAUGGUUUCGAGCAAGGUCUUCAAAAAUGUGGCUACAAAGGCGCCCUUGCUUACUGGAACCACGGUCUCGACGUCGAAAACCUCCUCGCCUCUCCCAUAUUUGACGGUUCAGACACCUCGCUCGGCGGCAACGGCGAUCCGGUCCCCCACGGGGACUCAGGCUUCAUAUUCCCCGGUUUCACCGAAAUGAAUAUUCUCCCGGCAGGGCCCAACGGCCGUGGUGGCGGCUGCGUGACCACGGGUCCUAUUGCCGGCAUGCAGACGCACCUCGGGCCCGUAGGAUUGCCAAAAUACGGAGAACCUGGCAACUUGACCGUGGCAGAGAACACUCUGGCUGAUAACAGGCGGUGUCUGAAGCGCGACCUGAGCGAAGGGCUGGGGAGAAAGUUUGCUACCCUGAGAAACACGACGGAUCUGAUACUGCAGACCAGGAAUAUUUUCGAGUUCCAGACCACGCUGGAGGGCGACCCUCGCUACCACCCGGAAAAGCUGGGCGUCCACAUCGCCGGACACUUCAUGAUCGGUGGUGAUCCCGGAUCCGACAUGUUUAUAUCACCCGGCGACCCGGUCUUCUGGCUUCAUCACGGGCAGCUCGAUCGCCUCUGGUGGAUCUGGCAAAACUUGGACUUUGAGAACCGGCAGGGCGUCUUUGGCACGCACACCAUCCUGGACCAACCCCCUAGUGCGAACGUCACGACGGACGAGACCAUUGCCAUCGGUCCAACAAUGCCUGAUGUGCAAAUAAAAAAGCUGAUGGAUACUGUCAGCGACAGCCCCUUCUGUUAUGUAUAUGAAUGA